Metarhizium album ARSEF 1941 is the source of this 2817-nucleotide messenger RNA. Its product is annotated as RAM signaling pathway, SOG2. The record is from RefSeq and is a predicted model, not a curated record. The coding region runs from base 1 to 2817 and encodes 938 amino acids. Gene Ontology annotation, molecular function: protein binding. The transcript has 3 exons. NCBI's taxonomy places the organism in Eukaryota, Fungi, Ascomycota, Sordariomycetes, Hypocreales, Clavicipitaceae.
AUGGAGUGGCUGGAGCGGAUGCCCGCCGGCAAUCCGGGAGCAUCGUCGUCGUCUGUUCGUGGAUUGCCUGACAAUCCUGCUCAAGGCCGGCGUCCUGUUCCCAAUUCCGCAGCCACCUCCAACGGUCUUCCCCCGCCGCCGCCGCCGCCCCCGAUUCCCAAUCUUCGAAAUACGUCCUCCAACGCGGCCUUGUCGGCGUCCGGUCUCAUCACUAGUGCGGCUCAGGUUAUCGGCUUGGCUCGAGAAGCUAUGCUGACGGCCCUUGAGAGUGAGGGCCAGGCUGCUGAGGCUGGUGCUGUCAGCACUGCAUUAAGGGCUGGCGUCACCGUGGAUCUGAGUCGAAAAGGCAUCCAAAAACUGCCCGAGGAAGUGAUAGAUAUUGUCAAGGGUCAACUAGAACGAGGCAAUUUGAUCAAGGAGUUCCCCAUUGCGCUAUGUGACUUGACGUCGCUCGAAAUUCUCGACCUCGGACGGAACCAGCUUCGAAUGCUGCCGCAAGACAUUGCAAGAUUAUCCUCACUCAAGGUCUUGUCUGUGCCCAAAAAUCAAAUCCGCGAAUUGCCACUGUGUCUCGCCGACAUGGCAUCCCUUCAAGUGCUCAAAUUUGAAGGCAACCCGAUCAGCUUCCCGCCCAAGGAUGCCAUUCAACCGCAAGCAGGGAGUCCGCCGCAUGAUGGCGUAGUAAGAGAGACAGAAGUCACCGAGGUCGCUGUAACGGCCACGAUCAAGAAGUUUCUUCGCCAUUAUGCCAUGACGGGACGGAUGGAAGGUGACGCAACUGGCGACGAGUCUAGUGAAGGUGGCAUAGAUGCACCUCGGUUUCAUCUGAGGCGAGCCGCGAGCGGCCGAUUUCCCAUCAAGGUCAAUGGCGCUGACGUGCCUGAUCUGCGAUCUCCCAACGGCUUAUCCCGACCGCCCCCAAUCCCGACAAGGUCCCAUUACCGUGGCUUGUCGCAACAGAGCACUGCGAUUCGCCGGCCGGGCGUCAUGCCCUUGACCAUUGGCAACGUGAGUGAGAGGCUUCGCAGCAACUCCGAGACAUUGUUGCGAUCUGAUCGAGGACCGGAUGGCCGCAGUCGGCGCAUGGGAAUCGUAUCCAGAAAGCCAUCCGAGCUGGGCACUCUGGACGAGACACAAGCGAAUAACCGCUUUAGCCACUACCGUGGCCUGAGCCACGGUUCGGCCAUGCAAGGAGCACCUCAAGGUGUCAAGAGUCCGGCGACGCCCAAUGACCCGUACCUCCAGCGCCCCGUCUACGUUCGCCGAUUGUCUGUGCUUCCCGAACGUCGACGGGAAUCCAAGACAUUUGACCCUGUCAUUGAAGCAGCCAAGGGAGUUCUCUAUUCCGUCUUUCAGAUUCAUCCCAUGAUACAGAUGCUCAUGACCUUGACGAGUGAUGGAUCAGCAAAACGGUCAAGUCUAGAGAUUGUCUUUUACAACACCAACUCGCACGUUGAGGAGCUCGAACAAGAGAUCCAGAGGCACGACAUGACGCUGCUAGAAAUUGACCAAUACUCUGCCAUAGAUAAUGAAAACGUGCACCGCGCUUGCCAUACACUCGUCAGCGCCUACGGCCACGUUUGCACCCUCUUGGCGGAGAACAUUGAUACCUUUGUCAACAACGGAGACGCGCGAUAUAUCCGCACGCUCUUGAUGUUACUCUACAAUAGUAUCAUGGAGCUUCGCGUCACUUUGACCACUGUCGGUGCCUCGCGGCCAGCGUGUCAAUCGACGAAUCGCAGCAUGCCGGACGCCAGCGAGACGAUAAAACCAUUUCAACGGGAACCUUUUGCAACCCCGACGGCAGACAGGGUUGGACUGUUACGCAAUCGUAACGGGACCGUCGUCCAUAAUCCUGCCAACCUACGCGUUGCCACAGAUCUCCCAAUGCACUACGCCGCCAAUGGCUCGACCCGGACCGCAAAACUCGCCUCGGCCACGCCACGGUCUGGCGGGUCCUCUUCUUCUGCAGGAAGCCGAGAUCUCACGAAUGAUUACGCGGGAGACGAUGCACAGUUUGAGAAGGUCUUUGUGUCGCUGCAGAGGUCUACCGACAUAGUUCUGCGCAUCCUGCCAAGCUUCCACAGCCAGCUGCAAGGCAAGUUGAGAGCGGCCAUGCAGCAACGCGCCCCGAUGGCGCUUGUCCAGGACUGGAAACAUUUGGUUGGCAUGUGUGGCUAUACCAUACAGCAGACAGAAAUCCUCCGGAACAGACUGUCUCUGAUGAAGCUCAAUGACCCCAGCGUCCGCUCCCACCCCGGGUUUUGGAGCCUGUGCAACAACUUUGUCAACUCUUGGAUGUCCUUCAUCAAGAAGACCAAAGGCUCCAUGGACAGCAUUCCGAUGCCUCCCGACACAAGAAUGCGAUUGCGGCCUAUCCAGCAAGGCAUGAAGGAGUUUGGCAGCAUAAUCGUACAAUCACCCUGGCACCAUCUGAUGCGAUCCUCCGCGCCUAAUGGAAGCUUGGGCGGCGCCUUUGCUCAGGGUGCGUCGCCGACAACCCAGGCCCCGAUUACGCCGCAAAGCGCCGCACUUGGACCUGCGCUGCAGGCCACCGUUUCCACCACACCGCAUAGUGCCUCGUUUGCCGCCGCAUUCCAGGGCAACGUCUUUGAUCGCGCGGAUGCGCUCAUGGCAAAUCCUGGAAUUUCCAUGUCUCGCAGCGGCACCAUGACGCGCGGUCAUUCUGGGUUCAACUCCCUCUCGUCCAUUUCGUCAAUGUCUUCGGACGGAAUCUCGUCAGUUUCAACGCCCUUUAGCCCACCGAACGGAGGCUUGGGGCUCUCACGACUAAACGGUGGGAGGCUGGCUCUGUGA